UUCCUACCUGAUUCGACCAUUUUUCAUUUCGGCCGGCUACGGUUCGCCCAGACUUAGUCUCCAAGUUCCAGACACAUAUCAACAGAUAGAUCUUGAUCAGCUCUAUCCGAUGGACACCUUUGCAACCAUGUUAAAAUAUUCAGACCAUGCCAAAAAUUGCUAACUACUGCCUCAUUGGUCCUAUUUUCAGUUUUCGGCUCACCCCAAUUCAGUCUCCAAGUUCGAGACACACAUUAACAGAUAGAUCUCGAUGAGCUCUACCCGAUGGACAUAUUUGGGGCCAUUUUAAAAUAUACAGUCAUGCCAAAAAUUGCUAAUCAACGCCUAAUUAGUGCAAUUUUCACUUUCCGGCCCGUUCUGACUCGCCCAGAAUUAGUCACCAAGUACGAGACACACAUCAACAGAUAGAUCUCGAUGCGUUCUAUGUGUUGGGCACCUUUUGGGCCAUCUCCAAGUAUUCAAUCAUGCGGAAAAUUGCUAAUUAUUGCAUUUAUCAUUUCAGGGCGUCACGAUUCGCCCAGACUUACUCUUCAAGUACGAAACACACAUCAACAGAUAGAUCUCGAUCAGCUCUGUCCAAUGGACACCUUUUGGUCCAUUUUGAAAAAUUUAGUCAUGUCAAAAAUUGCUAAUUACCGCCUAAUUUCUCGAUUCUUCACUUUCUACCCGUCACGAUUCGCCCAGACUUAGUCUCCCAGUACGAGACACACAUAAACAGAUGGCUCUCGAUGAGUUCUAUCCGUUGGUCACCUUUUGGGUCAUCUCAAAGUAUUUAUCCUUGCGAAAAAUUCCUAAUUAGCAAUUUUUCGCAAGGCUAAACACUUUGAGAUGGCCCAAAAGGUGACCAACGGAUAGAACUCGUCGAGAUCCAUCUGUUUAUGUGUGUCUCAACCUUGGAGACUAAAUCUGGGCGAAUCACGACGGAUAGAAAGUGAAGAAUGGAGAAAUUAGGGGGUAAUUAGCAAUUUUUGGCAUGACUGAAUAUUUUAAAAUGGCUCCGAAGAUAUCCAUCGGGUAGAGCUCAUCAAGAUCUAUCUGUUGAUGUGUGUCUCGAACUUGGAGACUAAAUUGGGGUGAGUCGGGGUGGACCGGAAACUGAAAAUAGGACGAAUGAGGCACUAGUUAGCAAUUUUUGGCAUGGUCUGAAUAUUUUAACAUGGCUGCAAAGGUGUCCAUCGGAUAGAGCUGAUCAAGAUCUAUCUGUUGAUAUGUGUCUGGAACUCGGAGACUAAGUCUGGGCGAACCGUAGCCGGCCGAAAUGAAAAAUGGACGAAUCAGGUAGGAAUUAGCAAUUUGAGGCAUGGCUGAAUAUUUUAAAAUGGCUCCGAAGAUAUCCAUCGGGUAGAGCUCAUCAAUAUCUAUCUGUUGAUGUGUGUCUCAAGCUUGGAGACUAAAUCUGGACGAAUCGCGACGGGUAGAAAGUGAAAAAUGGAAAAAUUAGGCGGUAAUUAGCAAUUUCGGCAUGACUAAUUGUUUCAAAAUGGACCAAAAGCUGUCCAUCGGAUGGAGCUCAUCGAGAUCUAUCUGUCGAUAUGUAUCUCGUACUUGGAGACUAAUUCUGGGCGAAUCGCGACGGGUUUUUCAAGAUUUUGCUAGUUUUUGCCUCGUUUUUCGAUGGUUUUUCGGUUAUAGUGGGCGAGGGUUUGGUUUAAUUUCACAAAGGUGGUGCGAAUCUGAUAGAGCAUGUUGAAUUCUACUUGGAGACUAACAUUUCAGAGUUGGAGACUAAUUUAUGUCGAAUCCAUUCACGAAAUACUCGAAUCCUGACCUAAGAUAUCCUACGUGAAUGAGCAUGAUCUUGAUCAUGAUCGAACAUAGGAUCGUGAGCAAGAAUCAGGAUGAGAAGAUGGACCGUCUAAGAUUGAGAUAUCUCUGUGGACUGAAUUCAGAAAAGGUGACAAUCGACAUCAAAGAGCAAGAGGACAAAACGACGGCUGUUCAUUUUCUUCAUUACAAGAGAUUUUUCCAAUUUUCUCAGAAUGUGCAGAUCUACGCCAUCAAUCGUCGAUUCCAAGACUAAAAAUAACUGAGGUGAGAUUAUUGUGAAAAUUGAUGAAAAUACUUAAAGAAAAAAGUGUUGAUCCAGUGGUACCUAUCAAAAAAGCAUCUUUCGUCUUAAUGAGUUCUAUACUAAUCAAUGGCUCGGACAUCGCUCUUUCGAAUAGUGAAAACUGCAGCUCUCUAUCUAGUUCCUAUGAAAAGUUAUUCGGAAAAUGGUAACCUGCCUUUGAUGUGGGAUUGGAUAAUAGAAUGUUAUCUAUUAUGUUUCCCUAUAGAAAAGAUGAGCUUAUUCGAUCAAAUCCUGAUAUUUUUGAAUGUCUUAACUAUAAUUAUUUUCAGUCAAGUAUUAAAAGGAAGUAGACGUAAGCCUAAGGAAAAAAUUUCAAGAUUGGUUAUAGUAGAUCUAUACAUCAUGAAAUUAAUGAUCCAAAAAUUGAAGGUCUGCAGAGACACUAAAAGAAAAUUCAAUAAUGUUCAGAAAUAUUCGAACCAAAAUCAGAGUUCGAGUUCGAUACAUGCCUACUUGAAACUCUUUUUCUCCAAAAACUAUGGGUACAGUUUGAUGAAUUUCAACAGAAAUUAGAAUAGACAAUGUUUUUCUUUACUUGAAUUAUGAAACUGAAAAGAAAAACAAAUACCAUUGAUUAUAACUCACUUUGCAGUCAAGUAAUCUGUAUGAUAUUGUAUUACUGAGCAACGUUCUUGAAAAAAUAUUGAUACAAAAAUUUCAAGACCUCUAGCAUCUUUAGUAAUUGAUAUAUCGUAGAAAUUAGAUUUUUUUUUGUAUUAUAGUAAAUGACAAUGUAAAAAGUGAAUAAUAUAUUAGUUUUUGAAAAUUUAUUGGACUAUAUGAAAGACUGAAAUGAAAUACCGAUUCAGUAGCUUUUUUUGCUAUGUUCAAUUGUGCUUUUCAACCUAUCUGUAAACAAUUUAUUGUUAUAACACAUAAAUGAGCCUUGUUUUUUCGCUUAUCCUUGCUUUCUAAACAAUAUAUUACUUCAUAUUAUCAAGAUCAUAUCAUAUCUACUAAUUUGUCUUAUAAUAAUUAUUCUUUAUAGUCUGAUGAUCUUGAUAAAGAAGCUUAUUUUAUUCGUUUAACAAAACCAAGUUUCUAUUGGCAACCCGGUGCAAUUGAUAAAGGAAUUCUUUUUUGGUUAAAUUAUAAAAAUACAUAUGAACAUUGGAAUGAACAACGUGGUGCAUUUACAACACCAACAAGUGAUUCAACACGUUUACGUUCAAUAGUUAAUGUUCCAACAUCACCACCAUCAACAACAAAAGAACUUAAUAUUAUGUUUCAAUUACAUAUUGUUGAUUUAGGUAUUGCAAUACCACUUCAACAAUAUGAUCCACCAACAAAAUUAACAACAGAUAAUUUAACAACACAAUUAAUCAAUUCUCAACAAUCAAUAUCAACAUUAGAUGAAAGUAGUGAUUUUCUUGUAUUUACACUUGAUAAAACAACAAUAUCAGCAUGUUCAUGUGGUGCUAUAAUAAGUUCUGGUUCAUUUGAAGGUUUUUGUUUUCGUUUUGCUGAAAAUUUUCAACAAACAAAUAAAAAUUGGAAACCAACACGUUCAUUAUUAUCAUCAAAUAUUAUUUUAAAUGCAUGUUGUGUACCAAGUGGAAAAUAUUUAAUGCAUUCACGUGCAAAAAAUAUUCUUAAUUCAAAUAGUCCAAAAUGGUUUUUAAAUGUACAAUGGGAUAUGCAAGGUAUUGAUAUAAAUCUUGAUUCAAUUAUAGGUAAACGUUUUUCACAAUUAAUACGUACAAUAACAUCAACACAUUUAAUUGAACCAAUUGAUCAUUUAAAUAAUAAUAAUGAUUUAUUAUUAAAUUCAAAUCAAAUAAAUACACAUGAUAAUAAUACAAUGAAUAUUAUUGAACAUAUGGAUCAAAGUGAAGAUGAUGAAAGAAUUAAACGAUUAGAAUAUGAACAUUUAAUAUUAGGACAUAAAAUUGAAACAUUAAAACGAUCUCAAGCAUCGGAUGAAAUAUUAAAACCAGAAUUAGCAAGAUAUCAAUGGUUAGAACAAGAAUUAUUACAUACAGUCAAAUCAGAAAUACAACUUCUCAUGCCUAAACCAUUAAUACUAAUAUGA
Rotaria sp. Silwood2 is the source of this 4103-nucleotide messenger RNA. NCBI's taxonomy places the organism in Eukaryota, Metazoa, Rotifera, Eurotatoria, Philodinida, Philodinidae. The record is from the annotation of a GenBank genome assembly.